Messenger RNA from Trifolium pratense (red clover), 1189 nucleotides. RefSeq names its product tetratricopeptide repeat protein 1-like. Gene Ontology annotation, molecular function: protein binding. Bases 99 to 908 code for a protein of 269 amino acids. Lineage: Eukaryota; Viridiplantae; Streptophyta; Magnoliopsida; Fabales; Fabaceae. The transcript has 5 exons. The record is from RefSeq and is a predicted model, not a curated record.
UUCCUGUAAAUAACAUAUAAGUCAAAAUAUAAAUUUGUUCUGAGAGUAGAGACAGAAUCACUUUCUUCUGGUAGCUGUUAAUCCAAACCUUCGAGAAAAUGGUAGUAAUCGAUCACCACGAGACUGACGAUCGAAACGCGAUUCUCUCCAACGCCACUACAAUCGACGACGCUUCCGACGGCUUUGAAACCGCCAGUGACACCGAUCUCGACAGCAACGUCGACGCCAAUGACGGCAGUGCAAUCAAACAGGAAGAACAAGAUAAUCUUCAGCAACAGAACCAACAGAGUGAUCAACAGCAGGAACAGAGUGAUACUCAGAGAAUCAUUUCUUCUGACGAUGCAUCGAUCAACAAUGAAGAACUGAUACAGAAAGCAUUGGUUCAAGCAAAUGAAGCAAAGGCAGAAGGGAACAAACUUUUUGUAGAUGCAAGGUAUGAGGAGGCAUUAACACAAUAUGAACUUGCUUUGCAAGUUGCACCAGACGCGCCUUCAUCUGUGGAAAUACGCUCAAUAUGCCAUGCAAACCGUGGUGUGUGCUUUCUGAAAAUGGGAAAAUAUGAAAACACAGUUAAAGAAUGCACCAAAGCAUUAGAAUUGAAUCCCAUGUAUGUCAAAGCUUUGGUAAGAAGAGGAGAGGCCAAUGAAAAGCUUGAGCAUUUUGAAGAAGCCAUUGCUGAUAUGAAAAAGAUCUUAGAAAUUGAUCCCUCAAAUGAUCAAGCUGGGAAAACCAUCCGCCGGCUAGAGCCCCUUGCUGCAGUAAAACGGGAAAAGAUGAAGGAAGAAAUGAUUGCAAAACUGAAAGAUAUGGGCAACUCUCUCUUGGGUCGCUUUGGGAUGAGCGUUGACAACUUUAAAGCAGUCCAAGAUCCAAACACUGGUUCCUAUUCCGUCUCAUUCCAACAGUAAGUUUGGUUGAGCAAAGUCGUGACAACAUUGGUUUUGAGACUUUUUGUUGUUCAUGCAAGUCACUAGGAAAAUUCAGAUGUUCAUGUAUAUUGUACUAGAACUUAAGCAUACAAAUAUAUUUCCUUCAAAGGGUAUUGGUUGAUUGAUUCAUCAUGUGAAGGGGAUUGAUAACAAAUAAGUCUUUAAUAGUCUUUUUGGUAAAAUAUCAAGUUGGUCAUUUUGUAUGAUUUGAACAUCUUAGCAAUACUUCUAUUUAAGCUAAUAUUUUUGAGGGAAUCUAA